CGCGAGACCCGGAGGCUCCCCGUGGGAGAGUUUUGCUGGACAUUCUGGAGGCCGGCGCGCUCAUAAAGGAAGCAGGAGCUCGUCUGGAAGAGAAAUGAGUCGGGACCCGCUGCAAAGCAAGCCUGCUAUAGGGGAGGACAUUCCGGAACUGGGAUGUAAGGAGACUUUUCUGUCCGCGGCCUUCCGGACUCGUUUAGAUGAGGAACCCGCCCUGGUUACCCGGGUAACAGGAGUCGCGGUGGGACCCGGGAGCAGAGCAGCCUGUUGCACCCCUAAUCAUGGAGACAUCCUCAAAGGGUCUACUGUCCCAGCUUACUCAAUUCUGGAACCUCCUAGAUGAUUUAGCUGAAAAUGACCCUGAGUGUUAUAAGAACUUCAUUCAACAAGAACUGAAAGAGGGGAAAGAGCUCUCUGCUGGCCCAGAACCACAGCUUUGUCUAAGGACCAGGAUUCUCAAACCAAAAGAAAAACUACUUUAUAUCAACCUGUGUCAGUGGAAAAGGAUCCCUGCUCCCCAGUCAGCUACUCACCCAGUACCUAUAAGUGUUGGCAGACCAGAAGAUAUCUCUGAGGCAUCAGAUGCUUAUACAGUCAUCAAUGUUGCUUACAACCCUGGGGUUCUACAGGAAGCAGAAGAGGACCAAGUGCAAAAAGAUCAGUUAAUCAGGAUGGCCAUGGAAUGCAUCGAGCAGAGAUUCGAGAUCACCCUCUCGCACUCUUACCAUGUUACCAAAUUUAAAAUGAAAGGAAGCAUUCAAAGAAUGAAGCAAAAUCUGAUGAGACUAAAGACUAGUGACUUCACAGACUUAAGAGAGAAAAUGAGGAAGGAAAAUACUCUUGGAGAAAUAAGAACCAGUGCUGUGAGCAGUCCAGAUCACUGUCCUCAAUUGUUGCUGCCAAAAGACCAAGUUUCAGGCAAACCUCUUAUAGAGGAGCUUUCUAGCACUGAAAUCCAGGCGGACAUGAAGAUUCCAGCCUAUAAAUUAAAAAUUGCAAAGGAUCAGAAUGACAAACCUCUGAAAAUUGAAUUGAAAGUUGAAUUACCUGGUGUUAAUUCAGCCUCUCUCUGUGACCUUCAUGUUUCUGAGGAUGAUUUACUAAUCAUGGUCUCGGAGAAAUACCAAUUACACCUGAAUCUUCCAGAAUCUGUUGAUACUGAAAUGACGACAGCAAAAUUUAUCAAAGACAAGUCUACAUUAAUCAUCACAAUGCCAUUGAAAACAACAGCUUGAUGUUUUGGAUUUUUAAUUUUUAUUUUAAGCAAUUUCUUUUAUAUUUUUUCUGUAUGAGAUCAUACAAAUUACAAGGCAAGUACUCUGUCACUUGAACCACAACUCCAGCCCAAAUUCCGUAUUUUCUAAGAGAUCCCUUUGACAGAAAGAUUUAUCCCUUCAGCUGAAACUACUUUUAACUACUUUUUCUCCUCAGUUUUGAUAUUAACCAGAAACUUUGAAAGAGUAGGAUUUCAAAAAAUUAGUUAUUUAUCUUAUAUAUACUCCGAUCAAUCCUAAGACAUGUCAUUGGAAAAAUUCUAAAGUUGUUUUAAGGAACACAUGGGAACUCUUGGUUUGCUACUUAAAAAAAAAAAAAAAAAAAAAAAAGAUCUCUAGCAUUUUUCAUCAGAAAAAAAAUCCCAGACCUACAGAAAGUUUGCUAUCACCAGGAUGGGCUGUAGCAAUAAGCUUCCUCCAGCAUUUAACACAUAGGACCAAUCUGCUUCUAGGAAACUACGUUUCAAUAAGACAGCUCUGCCAUGAGUCUGAUUUUAACAUCAGUAGGACUUUUCUGUGAACUGGAUACAGUACAGCAAUUGAUGUUUUGGCACAACAUAUGCAAAUUUGAGCUAAUUUGGGACAAGUACUUUUCUCCUAGAGAAAUUAAUGGUACACUGCUCAGCUUCCAUCUCCUGCAAGGUGUCAAAGACAAAUGUACCAUCUAUCCAAUUUACCUCCCAGGGUAGCACAAUACACAUCACACUUUAAAUAUCACUUUGCCUUUUCUAGGUUAAAAAAAUAACUUUCUUAUAAUUAUUAAUGUAUACUUCAACAUAAAAUUUAUAAAUCAAGCCUUUAGGAAGUAAUGUUCAUGUAUAAUAGAAUAAUUUAUGAUAUAUAAAAGCAAAUAAAAUCUUAAACCUGACGUA
Messenger RNA from Dipodomys spectabilis (banner-tailed kangaroo rat), 2143 nucleotides. RefSeq names its product PIH1 domain containing 2 (gene Pih1d2). Gene Ontology annotation, biological process: box C/D snoRNP assembly; rRNA processing. The transcript has 6 exons. NCBI's taxonomy places the organism in Eukaryota, Metazoa, Chordata, Mammalia, Rodentia, Heteromyidae. The record is from RefSeq and is a predicted model, not a curated record. Gene Ontology annotation, cellular component: ribonucleoprotein complex; R2TP complex; cytoplasm. Bases 279 to 1232 code for a protein of 317 amino acids.